AUGAGUAAUGCUUUCAAUUAGCAAAAUGAUAUUUCACUUAAAUAGGUUGGUACCACCAAAAAAAUAAAGAAAUUGAAGUCGAAAACAAAAAAUAAGAAAUUAGCUAAUGAUUAGAAAAUAUCUCAUUUAUCCAAAGAUGAAGCUAAAUAUAUUUUUGAGUUCACUAGCUCUUAAGACAUAUAAAAAAAGCAAUAAAAACAAAAAUAGAAAUCAGAUAUAUAGAGUCUUCGUAUAAUGGGCUAUUUGGAUAGAGAUGUAUUUAGUAAUUUUUUCAAAAUUAUUACAAUACAACAAUAAAAACAUGAAUUGAUUGUAAAAUGUCUGCCUUUUAAUGAAACAAAUUUGUUUGAUAUCAAGAGAGACUUUCCAUUUUAUAUAAAUUUAGAUUAGGCAUCGACUAAUAUAAAUAGUUAUGAUUCACAAAGAACUUUAGAAUUAAUAAAAUAGAAGGAAGUUCCUUAAGAAAAAUUUGAAUUCAUUAUAAAUCCUAACCAAGAUAUUAUUGGUUGUAAUCGAAUAGUCAAUAAAUCCUGGCUGAAGAUGUUUGGUAUCAAUCAAGACAUGAUAAUUCAUAAUCUACUUAGAAAUCAGUCAUUUCCAUUUGGAUGGGACUUGGAAAAUUAAUUUAUAUAAAACUAGAUUUCUAAUACUUUUUCUAAUUAAAAGUUGAUAGUUAAGUUGGUCUGUUAUAAUGGUUUGAAAUUCAAUGCCCAAAUGUUAGUGAGAGCAGAGAUUGAAACUAACUCAAAAAAUCAAUUUAUAUAAAGAUAUACAAUUUAGUAUAUAAUAAGCAGAGAGCAAUUGAGCCUUUCAAAAAUUGAAUAAAAUUUUAGAUAAUACUUUGACUUGAAAGAUCUUUCAUAAGAGUUGAGAGGGAAAUUUAUUGAAAAAACUAAUAAAUAUUGCCAAAUAAAGAGAUUAUGA
Messenger RNA from Paramecium sonneborni, 924 nucleotides. Lineage: Eukaryota; Ciliophora; Oligohymenophorea; Peniculida; Parameciidae. The record is from the annotation of a GenBank genome assembly.